Molecule: messenger RNA, 1011 nt
Organism: Momordica charantia (bitter melon)
Lineage: Eukaryota; Viridiplantae; Streptophyta; Magnoliopsida; Cucurbitales; Cucurbitaceae
Source: RefSeq, a predicted model, not a curated record
UUCAGUUCACUGCAUUGGACUGGGCAACACAAAAAAUUCAAUUUCCCUAACAAUUUCCAAAAAAAAAAUAAAAAUAAAAAACUUUUCAAUUUCUUCUUCCUUUCGUACGGCAGUUGUCAAGUCCCUCUCUCCCUCUCCAUAUAAAACCAAAUCUCUCAGGCGAAAAAGAAAAAGCAGAGAAACAGAGAAAAUUGAAGAAUGAAGCUCGUUUGGUCUCCAGAAACUGCUUCUAAAGCUUACAUCGACACCAUUAAAUCCUGCGGCGAUUUCGAACAAUUCGGCGUCGCCGAACUUCUCUCCGCCAUGGCCGCCGGCUGGAACGCCAAACUCAUCGUACACGCUUGCUCCGCCGGCGUCGCCUCCUCCGUCACCACCGUCGGCCUCGCCGUGGCCGCGCGGCACACCGGCGGGCGGUACGUUUGUGCGGUGGCGGACGAGCGGUCGAAAUCGGAGUACGUGGAGUGCUUGCAAGAUGCCGGCGUUUUGCCGCCGGCGGAGGUUGUGGUCGGAGAGGCGGCGAUGGCGGCGGUGGUCGGAGUGGAUUUUCUGGUGGUGGAUUGUAAGCGGAGGGAUUUCGCUAGGGUUUUGAGGUUCACCAAGGUGAGCAACAAAGGGGCAAUUUUGGUAUGUAAAAAUACGUGGUCUAGAAGCUUCUCGAAGCUCGGUUACUGUGGGCUCCUCCCGAGGGGGACACGUGUCGUCAAAUCAGUGAGUUUACCGGUGGGCCAGGGGUUGAGUAUAAUUCAUGUGGGGUCGUCGGAUGGUGGCGGCUCGAUCUCGACGAGCAAGCCUAGCCGUUGGAUGAGGCACGUCGAUGAACGAUCCGGUGAAGAACACGUGUACCGGGAGCGAAUCUGAACCGGUUCAAACGGAAUUACGGAAAGCCCGGUCGGACUAACCCGAAUAAAUUGAAUGGCUUUGAUUACGUCAUUAAUAUUUUGAUACAAAAAGUAUUACAUGUUAAUAUUAAUAUCAUCCACGUAUAUGAAUAAAUCUAAGUACAAGAGUAAG